This is a messenger RNA of Dacryopinax primogenitus, 1136 nucleotides long. RefSeq lists its product as uncharacterized. Lineage: Eukaryota; Fungi; Basidiomycota; Dacrymycetes; Dacrymycetales; Dacrymycetaceae. The transcript has a single exon. The annotation marks the transcript as partial. The record is from RefSeq and is a predicted model, not a curated record.
GUGCCGUCAGACUCAGACUGAGAUUUGCACUCAGCUAAAGAGAGCAGACUGGACCUCAUAGUGCGCAUCAUGCCCUCCCUCCCACUCCCAUGCCGUACGGCACAGUCUCGCUCCAACACCGCCAACACCUGUGCCUCCUCCAUCUCCCACCCUUCACCUAGGACGAGCGAGUCUAUUCCCCUCUGCCACUCUCCCGAGUCGCUCAACUCCGAAGACUUUAGGGCCAUCCGACCAGCCAAGAGACAGGACUCGCUCUCCUCCCAAAUUAUCGAAGAAGAAGAGGAACAUGAGGACAUGACUCGCCCUCUGCCUGCUGUAACCCAGGUUUUGCGCGCACUUGCAAGGCGUGCCCAAACAUCGUCCGGUAUUCUACAGCCCCACCGUCCAGUUCCCGAAACACAGCCUGCACGUACACUCCUUCCAACUUGCGAAAGAGCGCCCAUUCCUGCUGUCCUUCUUGCGCUAGAGCAGCUUGCCGACCCCUCCCUCCAUUCGAUCAGAUCCGAGGAGUUCGCGCAAACAGGCGCUAUUUCCGGGACCUGGCCAACAUCGAGGCAAGAAGCGUCCACAACUGUUUCUCUGGCCGUGCAGCUGCCUGGACCUUCCUUCCCUCUCCCUCCACAGCAGCUACCCGAGCCCUGUCUCCCCCGCACGCCUCGCACGCCUCGCCCCACCCCACGAGAGGUCAUCUAUACGAGCCCUCCGCAAGUGCUAGAGAACGCUCUACCACCGUUGACCCUGGACGGACACUCACCCAGCCCCUUUCUAGGAUUCCAAGAUGCGUUCCCAGGAGGUUUCGUCAUGCAACAACGGCCGCUCCUCCUUACCCCCACCCCAUCCAACCUCGACUUCAACUACAAUCCCAUCUUCAACUCCAACCCCAACCCCCACUCCAACUUGAACACGCCCGCAGUCAGAUAUACUGCAGCCGCAGGUGGAUCGAGCAUCUGCCUCUGCCCCCCGAAUUCACACAGGAAUGGAUGCUGUCCAGCGCUCAUGCUAGCUCUGGGCAUAGGAGGACUGGGGUUCGCGUAUGAGAGUGACCCCAGCAUGGAGGGACCUUGGCCGGGCGGGCUGGUCUUCCCCGAGCCGGCUAGGCAAUUGCGCCAGUUCUGAUGACUCUGGUUCUGGCGUUG